Messenger RNA from Chaetomium globosum CBS 148.51, 2253 nucleotides. RefSeq lists its product as uncharacterized. The transcript is spliced from 5 exons. Gene Ontology annotation, molecular function: transmembrane transporter activity. NCBI's taxonomy places the organism in Eukaryota, Fungi, Ascomycota, Sordariomycetes, Sordariales, Chaetomiaceae. The coding region runs from base 1 to 2253 and encodes 750 amino acids. Gene Ontology annotation, biological process: transmembrane transport. The record is from RefSeq and is a predicted model, not a curated record.
AUGUCCUUCGCAUCUGCGGAGAAGGAGGUGAGGUCCUCAUUGUCUUCCCAACCCCAGCCCCAGGCCACCGAUAUCGUCGAAUCCGCCGCUUCGCAGGAUGGGCUCAGCACACCGGGCGCGCCUGGGGCGUCGGAACCGCCGGCCAACACACCGGUGCAGCUGGCCCUGAUCCUCGUCGCUUUGUGCCUCGCCGUCUUCCUGGCUGCCAUUGACUCCGUCAUUAUUACUCCUGCCAUGCCAACAAUCACCAAAGAGCUCAAUGCCUCGGACGCCGGCUUUGCCUGGAUUGGUUCUGCCUACCUCUUGGCCCUCUCAGCCACGUCGCCCUUUUGGAGCAAAGUGAGCGACAUAUUUGGCCGAAAGCCCAUCCUCAUCGUUGCCAACGUUAUUUAUCUCAUUGGAAGCUUGGUUGCCGCCCUAUCCAACAGUCUCGUGAUGCUCAUUGCCGCUCGUGCCGUCCAGGGCACGGGUGGUGGCGGUCUCAUCACCCUCGUCGAGAUUUCCGUGGGUGACAUGUUCAGCCAGCGAGAACGCGGUCUCUUUUACGGAAUCUACGGUGCUGUCUGGGCGGUUUCGACUGCCAUUGGACCUGUUAUCGGCGGCGUUUUUACUGAGCGCGCGACUUGGAGAUGGUGCUUCUGGUUCAAUCUGCCUUUCGAUGCCCUGUCACUCAUCAUCACCAUCAUCUUCCUACACACCCACAACCCAAAGACGCCCCUAGUCAAAGGCCUCAUCGCCAUCGACUGGGUAGGCUCCGUUCUGAUUAUCGGCGCCACCCUUAUGUUCCUGAUUGGGCUCGACUCGGGCGGCGUCUCCCACCCGUGGGGUUCUGCCUUCGUCAUUUGCCUCAUCCUCUUCGGCGUCGUCGCCUACGUUUUAUUCGGCAUUUACGAGCGGUAUGCGCGCUACCCCGUCAUCCCCCGCCGCAUCUUCGUGGGAUUGUCCCGCUCUUGCAUCUUUGGCGUCGUCUUUUGUCACGGCGCAGGCUUUAUCGCGCCCAUCUUCUUCCUUCCGCUCUACUUCCAGGUUGCGCUUGGCGCCACCCCCAUCCAGUCCGGUGUUUGGAUGCUGGCCAUCGCCAUCUCCUUCACUUUGUCCGGCAUCAUCAUGGGUAUCGUCAUACAGCGCACCGGCCACUACCUAUGGAUCAUCCGCGGCAGCAUGGCUCUCUUUACGCUAGCUGUUGGCCUGAUGGUCACUUUCGGCCCAACGCGCGACUGGCCGCGCAUCAUCAUCUUCCAGAUUCUGCUCGCGGCCGGCAUUGGCGCCAACAUGCAGACGCUGGUCAUCGCCAUCCAGGCACUCGUCGCCCCGGAGGACAUCGGCGUCGCUACGGGCACGCUCAACUUUGUGCGCAACAUAGCCACCGCCAUCAGCGUCGUGCUGGGGCAGGUCAUCUUCCAGAGCAUGCUGGCCAACCAUACUAUCGACCUGGAGGACUCGGGGAUCCCAAGCGACGUGGUGCACCGGCUCGUCAACGGCGGCGCCAUCUCCGGAUUCGGGCUGACCGACGGGUUUACCAAGCCGCAGCGCACCGCCUACGCCACGGCCUUCUCCGACGCCAUGUCCAAGAUGUGGAUCUUCUACACGGUGCUGAUCUUUGUCGGUUUCCUGCUUUCGUUCGGUAUCCGCAAGAAGGAGCUCAUGACCUCGCACCAGGUUACCAAGACCGGGCUUGACGCCGAGGAGGCCAAGCGCCGGAAGUUUGAGACGCCCAAGGAUGGUAGCGAUGCGGUGGCUUCCAUUGACCAAAAGCCGCCGGUACUCUUGUGGAAGGGGGAGGGCAACGAUUCCUCGCAGAUCCUUCUUGUCGUGAAGGUUUUUUGGGAAUCAUCGACGGGAACAGCCACGGUUGGCUUCGUGCACGCCGGUGGAGGCACAUGGGCGAGUAGCUCGCUCAGAUACGCGCCCCGACCCUCCAACGGCAAAUUAGCCCUUGACAAAGAUGAUGUGUGCCACAAGAACUUGAGUCUCGCUUCGCAUAGCUAUAACAGCAUCUGCGAUUAUGCCCGUAGAUUCAUUCAGGAGUGUGGACUCGAUAUCGAGAAGGUCAACUCGGAAGUCGCGGAUCUUGACUUGGUUGUCUCCCUCGAGUCGUCCCUUGUGCAUGAGCGUCCCGUCCGGGCGGAGGCGACCGACGUGGCCGGUUCUGUAGGAAACGUUAACGUCCCAGGCCGAUACGAACCCGUUAGUCAGAAACUCCUCGUUCGAUCUCGCCCGGAAAUCCCUGCGGCACGAAGUUUCAAGAUCUAG